GAGUUACUGUAUUGUACUGUGAAUCUCUGGAGGGGGGCUGCAAAAAAAAUCUACUAUUCUUACUGAGGUUCACCCCACCGUUUUUACCAGAUUUUACUCCAGUUUGCUUUUUAUCAGGUCACAGGACCUAGAUGUCUCUUUGAUUCGCAUAUUUAGUUUGUUUUGUUUUAGUUUAUGGUUUGGUUUUUUAACAAUCCGGGAGGGCAGAAAUGGCGGCCAACAUGUACCGGGUCGGAGAUUAUGUCUUCUUUGAGAAUUCUUCAAGCAACCCCUAUCUGAUCAGGAGGAUAGAGGAACUGAAUAAGACGGCAAGCGGCAAUGUGGAGGCAAAGGUGGUCUGUUUCUACAGGAGAAGGGACAUCUCACAGAGCCUCAUCCAGCUAUCUGACAAACAUGCAAAGGACCUGGAAGAAGAGAAGGAAAGCCCCUCAGAGCCAGAGCUCUCCGAAAAACAGAAGCACCAGCUCCGCCAUAGAGAGCUUUUCCUUUCACGUCAGUACGAGUCACUCCCCGCCACACACAUUAGGGGGAAGUGCAGUGUGGCCCUCCUGAACGAGACUGAAGUUGUGCUCUCCUACCUUGAGAAAGAGGACACAUUUUUUUAUUCAUUGGUGUAUGACCCCACACAGAAGACACUAUUGGCUGACAAGGGGGAAAUUCGUGUUGGUCCUCGCUUUCAGGCUGAUGUCCCUGAAAUGCUACAGGAAGGAGAACAUGAUGAAAGGGACCAGUCCAAACUGGAGGUGAAGAUGUGGGACCCAGAGUGUCCUCUCACCAACAAGCAGAUUGACCAGUUCCUUGUGGUGGCUCGAGCGGUCGGUACAUUUGCUCGAGCAUUGGACUGCAGCAGUUCUGUCCGACAGCCUAGCUUACACAUGAGUGCAGCAGCAGCUUCACGAGACAUCACACUGUUCCAUGCCAUGGACACCCUGCACCGGCACGGCUAUGACCUGUCCAGUGCCCUGAGCGUGCUGGUUCCUCAAGGAGGACCCGUGCUGUGCCGGGAUGAGAUGGAGGAGUGGAGCUCAUCAGAAGCGAACAUGUUUGAGGAGGCGCUGGAGAAAUACGGCAAGGACUUCAACGACAUCCGGCAAGACUUUCUUCCAUGGAAGUCCCUGACCAGCAUCAUCGAGUAUUAUUACAUGUGGAAAACCACUGACAGAUAUGUUCAACAGAAACGACUGAAGGCAGCUGAAGCAGAGAGCAAACUGAAACAAGUCUACAUCCCCACAUACAAUAAACCCAACCCUAACCAGAUCUCCGUCAGUAACGGCAAGAUGGCAACUAUGAAUGGCGCAACAGGCACAGGCAGUUUCCACACAGCCGGAGGCGGCCGCGCAUGCGAGAGCUGUUUUGCUGUACAGUCUCCUCAGUGGUUCUCUUGGGGUCCUCCUAACAUGCAAUGUCGUCUGUGCGUAUCCUGCUGGAUGUACUGGAAAAAAUAUGGUGGCCUGAAGAUGCCAAGCAGAGCCGAGGGGGUAGAAGAAAAAAUGCCUCCAAGCCCUGCACCCAACGAGUCACGUUCUCGUGGCCACGGCCCCCGGCAGUCUUCCCACAUGGUUCCGAUGAGGAACAGCGGCAGCCCCAAAUCCUCCAUGAAGACCAAGCAGGCGUUCCUGCUGCAGGCCACACGCCUCACCAAGCUGGCGCGUCACAUGUGCCGUGAUCUCAUCAGGCUGCGCCGGGCUGCACGCCGGCCCUUUGUGCCCAUUAACUGUGGCGCCAUAAAGGCGGAGUAUAUGAUCCGGGUGUCAGAGGGCAUGACAGGGCGACCUAUGAAGCCCAAAUCCUCCCCGAGGAGCACCCUGACCAGCGUCCUGCAGUAUCUUGAGUCUCGUCCAGCACCUCAUGUUCAACGGCCUCACCGCACCCCUGGCCUACAGGUGCAGCCCCAGCGACGCCUGCUUUCCUCUCUUCCCAGCCAUGGUCCAUUGGGCAUGUUGGGAAAACGGAGCUACCAUCACCAUAGCAGGGUCGAGUCCACAGAGAGGAGGGUUGGUGCACCAGGACAAGAUAACUCAGCUCAUAUCCUGGGACCCAUUCUGCAGCACAAUGGAAGUAGUACUGGCAGCUCCAACCUUCGUGCCAGUGGCCUGAUGCUACGUAAAAGACGACCCAACUGGAUUGAUGCCCCGGAUGACAGUUUCUUCCUAGUUUCCCGAGAGACAAGGAAAGCCAGGAGGCUGCUCUCCCGUUCACAGUUAAGAAGAGCGUGUAGACAACCAUGUGAGCAGAUCAGCCUGCGUAGGGUCCCUCAGGGGCCAGCGCAGAUACCUGUACUGGCACCCCCUCACCCCAGUUUACGGAUGCGAGGCCCAAUUGUGAUCCAUGACUGACUCAAGGCUGCAUUGUUCCCACAGCCUUUUCUGUCAGUUUUUCAUUUGCUGCCAAAUUCUGCACUGCACAGGCCGAUAAAAAGCUUCUAAUUCCUCUUUUUCUGGUUCUUGUACAUUUGCUUCCUCUUCUGGACAAAAGGCUCCAGUGCACACAAUAAUAAUGCAUUUAGCUAAUUACCCCACUUAAAUCAUACAUGUACAUUCAAUACCCUCUUGGAUCGCAGCUUCUACUUAAAGGGAUAGUUCAUCCAACAAUGAAAAUUCUCUCAUCAUUUACUCACCCUCAUGCCAUCCCAGAUGUGUAUGACUUACUUUCUUCUGCUGAACACAAAUUAAGAUUUUUAGAACAAUGCAUGUGAAUGGUGGCAAGAACUUUGAUACUCCAAAAAGCACAUAAAGGCAGCAUAAAAGGAAUCCAUAAAACAUCAGUGGUUUAAUCCAUGUCUUCUGAAGCGAUCUAAUCAAUUUUGGGUGAGAACAGACAAAAAUGUAACUAAUUUUUCACCGCACAUCUUGCCAUUGAAGUCUCUAGGCACGAUCAUGACUUCAAGCUAGCUUACACUUCCUAGUGCUUAACGCAUGCGCAGAGCACUAGAUGGUGCUAGGAAGUGCAAUAGAGCUUUAAAAUAUGAUUUCUAAGGAGUCUGCUGAUGUUAAAAUUUAUAGUGAAAAAGGAGUGACUUUUUUUGUCUGUUCUCAUCAUAAAUCAGUUAUAUAGCUUUUGAAGAUAUGUAUUUAACCACAGUCCUAUGGAUUACUUUUAUGCUAUAUUUCUAUGCUUUUUGGAGCUUAAAAGGUUUGGUCACCAUUCAUUUGCAUUGUAUAGGCCUAAAGAGCUGAGAUAUUCUUCUAAAAAUCUUCAUUUGAGUUCUGCAGAAAGAAAGUCAUACACAUCCGGGAGGGCAUCAGGGUGAGUAAAUGAGAGAAUUUUCAUUUUUAGGUGAACAAUUCCUUUAAUACUCUCUUGGAACAACAUGAGGGUGGGAAAAUUAUGACAGAAUUUCCAUUUUGGGGUGGACUAUCCCUUUAAGUACAAGCUUAACUUGAACACUUUUACCUGGCAGCAACUUAUAACAUCAACUCUGAACACUGCAAGUGUUUGAUAAGAAUUCUAAGGCUGUAGGGUCUAAACUUACAGGGUUCCACAAGUGGCCUUGCCACUUAUGAGUAUCAUGUACAGAACAAUGCUGUCCACUCUCAACAGACUUUUUUUUGAGAAGUAUUAGUGUACUCUUUGUAAUUUCAGUUAGCUCUGCAAUGAAGGGAUUCAUUUAUUUCUCUAUAUCUUCUAUGUGUAUAAUGACAAGUACAAGUUUGUGAGCUGUUUUAUAUUGUAUUUAAGUGAGAACUGGACAUAACUUUCAGACAGUGUAUGUUGCAAGCUACUGGUUAUUCCUCAGUUCAAACAAUGUGUUUAACUGAGAGCAUGUUCAAUAGAUCCUUUAAUCGAAGACGUUGUGUUACUGGCUAUAAUGAUUCAAAGAAUUCACACGCAACUGCUGCAGAUCAUGUCCCCUGGACAUUACAGACUAAAAUCUUUGUCAAUAUUACCAUUUGGCGCUAUCUUUUUUGAAAAAUAAAAUUACUGGCAUAAGGACUUAAGAGUAGAAAAAAAAAAAAACAGGAAAAGCACAUUUAAGCACUAGUCUUUCUUCUAACUGGAAUUUAAAUGAGAAAUUCUCCUUUGACCUCUGACAAAUGUUGACGUAAUUAAAAUUCAUCAUCCAGGCUGUUUAUAUCGCAUGUAACAGUGAUAAGCUACUUUAGAUUUUUUAUGCCUCAUACAUUUAUGUUGUAUUUCAUUGUAUGUCAUACGUUUACUGAAAUAUGCUAAAUAAAAAAAGCUCAGUACAGAUUGUAAGUCUGUGCACUACGAAAA
Myxocyprinus asiaticus (Chinese sucker) is the source of this 4215-nucleotide messenger RNA. RefSeq names its product metastasis-associated protein MTA3-like. The transcript has 19 exons. The record is from RefSeq and is a predicted model, not a curated record. Gene Ontology annotation, cellular component: nucleoplasm; NuRD complex. Gene Ontology annotation, molecular function: transcription coactivator activity; sequence-specific DNA binding; chromatin binding. Gene Ontology annotation, biological process: negative regulation of transcription by RNA polymerase II. NCBI's taxonomy places the organism in Eukaryota, Metazoa, Chordata, Actinopteri, Cypriniformes, Catostomidae. Bases 210 to 2336 code for a protein of 708 amino acids.